CCAAUCCAACGAAUUUUUUUAUAUAGAAAACAAUCAUCAAGUGGUGGUAUUGCCUUUUGGCUUGGCUAUAUCUCUAUGCCAUUUGUCAAAAACCUAUGCUAACCUUUCUUCUCCCUGUAGAGACAACUCUGAGGUUCAUCUUCAUCUGCCUUUGUAUACAAAUGACAGGGUAGGAAGACUCUCUUCUUCUUGAUUUCUACUUCCACCAGAUAAGGCGAGGUGACUAUGUAAGGAAUAACGGUCUUUGCUACGCUAAGUCAUCCUAGAAGGUUUAACAGGAUUUCAUCAGUGAGCGACUCUGCCUGGUUUACUAUUUCUCAAGGUGAACCAUGUCAUUAGUUAGGACUGCUGAGGUAGCUCCUACAUCGUAUAAAAAUACCAAGCUCUACUCAUUAAAGGGAACCGAUGCUAGACCUGACUUGUCCUCCCAAAUGUUUGGUUCUGAUAAGCAUAGAACCGUGUACAUGACAGAUACUUACUCCAGUGAGAGUUAUGAGAAGUACUUCCAUGACUCACAAACAGAAGAACUGAUAGAACCAUCUAGUUCCGGCAUCUCUGGAAGUUCAAUUCACCCUGAGGGUGCAUCUUCUUACCAGCUCAGAGCUAGUUCAGGAGCUAGUAUGGUUGCUAAUGACCCAUUUGAUACAUCUUUCAUGUCUACGAGGCACCAUGAUGUCUAUGAGUCCAACUAUGGAUCAGAUUUGUUGGAAAAUGGAAGCCUGGACUCAUUUGAGGAUGAUGGUCUAAUGAGAUUAAAACUACAAGCAUUGGAGAGGGCAUUGCUUAAUGAUAGUGAUGGUGAGGAGGAGGAAGAAGACAUAUUUGGAACUGCUCAAAGCAUGGAAAUUGAUCCUGACAUAGCUGAGUGGGCUGAUCCCGUUCAGAAUAUGCUGCUCUAUGACUCACCAAAGGAGUAUUCAUCUUCAGAUUCCAUUAUUAGCAGUAUCAGCAGCAGCAAAGAAAUAUCACAUAUUUCUCGGACCCCCAAGCAACUGCUUUAUGAAUGUGCUAUUGCACUUUCAGAAGGAAAUGAAGAGGAAGCCUUAUCUAUGAUAAACAAUCUCCGGAAAAUGGUCUCAAUUCAAGGAGAUCCAUACCAAAGAAUUGCAGCAUAUAUGGUGGAGGGACUUGCAGCUCGCUUGGCUGAAUCUGGCAAAAGCAUUUAUAAAGCUCUGAAAUGCAAGGAACCUCCUUCUUCAGACCGUCUAGCAGCCAUGCAGAUACUAUUUGAGGUUUGCCCAUGUUUUAAAUUUGGAUUUAUUGCUGCUAACAAUGCAAUUUCAGAGGCAGUUAAAGAUGACAUGAAGGUUCAUAUAAUAGAUUUUGACAUCAAUCAAGGAAGUCAAUACAUAAAUCUAAUUCAAAUACUUGCUUCAAGGUCAAGUAAGCCACCCCAUGUUAGAUUAACUGGGGUUGAUGAUCCUGAGUCUGUGCAGAGAUCAGUUGGAGGCUUAAAGAUCAUAGGACUAAGACUUGAAAAACUUGCAGAAGUACUCGGGAUGCCAUUCGAGUUUCGAGCAGUAGCAUCAAGGGUUUCAGUUGUCACCCCAUCAAUGCUCAAUUGUCUUCCUGGAGAAGCACUUGUGGUGAACUUUGCAUUCCAGCUUCAUCACAUGCCUGAUGAGAGUGUUUCAACAGUAAAUGAAAGAGACCAACUUCUUCGCUUGGUGAAGAGCCUGAAACCAAAGCUUGUAACAGUUGUGGAGCAAGAUGUAAACACUAACACCACCCCCUUCUUACCGAGAUUUAUUGAAGCCUACAAAUACUACUCUGCUGUGUUUGAGUCUCUUGAUGUUACCCUUCCAAGAGAAAGCCAGGACAGGAUGAAUGUUGAAAGACAAUGCUUAGCGAGGGACAUUGUGAAUAUUGUUGCAUGUGAAGGCGAGGAUAGGAUAGAACGGUAUGAAUUUGCAGGAAAAUGGAGAGCAAGGAUGACAAUGGCUGGCUUCACUACAUCUCCAAUGAGCACAAAUGUGGCUGAUGAAAUCCGAAAACUCAUAAAGAUGUACUGCGACAGGUACAAGAUAAAGGAGGAAAUGGGUGCUCUUCAUUUUGGUUGGGAAGACAAAAACUUGAUUGUUGCUUCAGCAUGGAGGUGACCAAGAUAAUUCAUGUUAGGUGAGACUCAUUAUGGUAUUGAUAAUGUAGUUUUUGCUUGCUUGUUUAGUUUGUAGACUUAUUUUGUCAUUCGUAUUGUAGUGUUUGCUUGUUUCUUCAGAUGUAUGCUAACGUACAAUCUUAAGCUUUUAACGAACUUACAUUUUAUUUAACUGCUUAACGU
This is a messenger RNA of Gastrolobium bilobum, 2281 nucleotides long. RefSeq names its product scarecrow-like protein 1. The transcript is spliced from 4 exons. Gene Ontology annotation, molecular function: DNA-binding transcription factor activity; sequence-specific DNA binding. Gene Ontology annotation, cellular component: nucleus. NCBI's taxonomy places the organism in Eukaryota, Viridiplantae, Streptophyta, Magnoliopsida, Fabales, Fabaceae. Bases 330 to 2099 code for a protein of 589 amino acids. Gene Ontology annotation, biological process: regulation of DNA-templated transcription. The record is from RefSeq and is a predicted model, not a curated record.